Molecule: messenger RNA, 554 nt
Organism: Phaedon cochleariae (mustard beetle)
Lineage: Eukaryota; Metazoa; Arthropoda; Insecta; Coleoptera; Chrysomelidae
Source: the annotation of a GenBank genome assembly
UGGAAAACCCAUCUCUAUCUCGACAUCUAUCAACUGACGUAAUUGACAUUUGUGACUUCUACCAAGUUUCCGCAGCGCAAUCGAGUUUCCUGUUUCUCUUCAAUAGAAACUAAAAUGCCUCCCAAGAAGGAUGCAAAAGCUUCUGCCAAGCAACCUCAAAAAACCCAAAAGAAGAAGGAAGGAUCAGGCGGUGGCAAAGCCAAAAAGAAGAAGUGGUCCAAAGGAAAAGUGCGCGACAAAUUGAACAACCAGGUGCUCUUUGACAAAUCAACUUAUGAGAAACUCUACAAAGAAGUUCCCUCCUACAAAUUGAUUACCCCAUCAGUGGUAUCUGAGCGUCUUAAGGUUCGUGGAUCUCUGGCAAGGAGGGCUCUUAUUGAACUUCAACAAAAAGGAUUAAUCAAACAAGUUGUACAGCACAGGGCACAACUUAUUUACACUAGGACCACAAAGGGUGAUGAUCCAGUUGCAUAAGUUUAAGAUAGAAUGUAUCUUUUAAUAAAAUGAAAUAAAAAGAAAUAAAAAGAACAAAAAAAAAAGAAUUCAAAACUUAA